Miscanthus lutarioriparius is the source of this 1107-nucleotide messenger RNA. The record is from the annotation of a GenBank genome assembly. Lineage: Eukaryota; Viridiplantae; Streptophyta; Magnoliopsida; Poales; Poaceae.
AUGGAUCCCGCCGCUGCGGACCAGCCGUGUGUCAUCCAGGCGCUCCCGGCGAACUGCAACACCCUCCCGCCGCCCCUGGUCCAGGCGCUCCCGGCCCAGCACUCCCCGGCCAAGACCAACAACACGCCGCCCUCCCCCGUCGCCAAACGCCGCCCCGCUCCUGCCCCGCUGGGCCCGGCGCCGCCGAGCCCGCGCGGCACCCGCUCGGGCGGCGCGCCGGAGUGGACGCCCGCCGAGACGCUCGCGCUCGUCGCCCAGGUCGCGGCCGUGGACGACGGUUGGUCCCGCUCCGUCUCCGCGUUCCAGAAGUGGGCCAUGGUCGCCGAGAACCUCGCUGCGUCCGAGGCCUUCGCCGGGGAGUGCCGCCGCCGCUGGGAGGCGCUGGCGGCAGAGUACGGGGCCGUGCGCCGCUGGGAGGUGCGCACCGGGGGAACGUACUGGGAGAUGGGCGCGGCGGUGCGGAGGAAGGCUGGCCUUCCUGCGGAGUUCGACGCCGAGGUGUAUGGGGCCAUGGACGCGCUCAUACGGGUCGAGGAGGCGCUGCUUGCGGAUGCCGCUGGCGGUGCCGCGGGUGGGGAGGAGGUGGAGGGCUUGGUUGCCGGCGGUGCCGGCGUCGAGGUGGGUGUGCAGGACGGCGGUGACUCCGGUGAAGCUGAGGUUGGAAAAGAGCAGGUGCAGGAGGAUGCAUCUGCGGGACAGGAGGAGGAGGAGGAGCCACAGGAAGAGAAGGAGGAGGAGGAAGACCUCGAUGAGGAUGGAGAAGAAAUGCAGGAGGAUGGGGGCAAUGCUGAUGCUUCAAAUGACUUGGAAGGGCAAGAGACCGGGACAAGUAUUGAACCCAACAAAAGCCAAAAUAUUGCAUGGGAGCUGGCAAACAAGUUACACGAGAACGCGCAGCGUAUCCACACCAUACUGAAUGAAGAGGCUGACCAAGAUGGUGGCCAGAACCAUGCUCUUGGUGGUUUGAUGCUGCCUGAUGCAAUGGAGGCCACCCGCCAAAAAGCCGAUGAGCUGAUCAAGUCGCUAGGCGGGCUUGUCAGCUACCUGAACCAAUUCACCGAGCUGGUCAAGGAAACUGGGUUCGAGAACAUCGCCGGUAUGACCUGA